Molecule: messenger RNA, 618 nt
Organism: Eruca vesicaria subsp. sativa (arugula)
Lineage: Eukaryota; Viridiplantae; Streptophyta; Magnoliopsida; Brassicales; Brassicaceae
Source: the annotation of a GenBank genome assembly
AUGGGAUCAACCACUGCGAGCGUUCUCCUCCUUCUCCUCCUAACCGGAGCCCCUGCAGUCUUGGCCUUGACUUUUCAGGUUGGUGAUGUUGCUGGCUGGGCCAGUGGUGUCGAUUACACGACUUGGGUCACUGGAAAGACUUUCCGGGUCGGUGACACUCUAGAGUUCAAGUACGGUCCUUCGCACUCGGUGUCCGUGGUGAAUAAAGCUGGCUUCGAUGGCUGCGACAGUAGCCGAGCGACGCAGAGUUUCUCCGGAGGAGACACUAAGAUCGAUCUUACAACAGUUGGAACUAUACACUUCAUUUGCCCUACUCCUGGUCACUGCCUCGGUGGCAUGAAACUCGCCGUUCCUGUCCUUGCCGCCGCUCCAUCUCCGGCCACUCCUUCACCAAAAUCUCCACCGCUUGCCCCUCGCUCUCCGCGUAAACCUAAAACUCAACCUCCAUCGGCUUCUCCACCGGCCAAUGGCUCACCGUCAGAGUCCCCCGCCCCUUCGCCAUUCUCGAUGUCUACAACGACGUCCCCGUCACCGUCAAACGCAGCGUUGAAGGGAGUUAUGGUGAGCUAUGGAGUGAUGGGCCUCACCAUGUUAUUGAUGUAUUGUGCUAUGAACUAA